GAAUCUGGGUAAAAGAUCAGAAUUGGGCUGCCUGUGUAAACUCAGCCAGUGUGUACUUACAUAGAAAGCAUUAUAUUUCUAUGGUGUAGAGUAGACAGUAGCGUUUCCGCGCUCCUCACGUGAACGCGCAAACUCUCUCCCGUGUAUCGAUGAAGCUGGUUGAAACAUGGCGGACUUCCUGCCGACCCGAUCCGUACUAAACCACUACUUCCCCGCUUGCCUGCUUACCAACACCGAGGUGGAACAGCUGAGGAAAUCUAAGGCGAUUGACAAAAGUAUUUCCCGGGACAAAACCUACGUGAAACGACUAGUGAAGAUACUUUUACUGGGCGCGGGCGAGAGCGGCAAGUCCACUUUCCUCAAACAGAUGAGGAUUAUCCACGGGCAGGACUUCGACCAGCAAGCUCGAGAAGAGUUCCGGGCAAUAAUUUACAGCAAUGUUAUCAAAGGUGUGCGUGUGUUGGUGGAUGCACGGGAGAAGCUUCAGAUCCCCUGGGGUUCCUCUGACAACCAGGUGCACGGAGACAAUGUGAUGUCAUUUGACACACGAUCUUCGAUGAUGGUGCACGGCCAGGUGGAGACGAGCGUGUUCCUCAAGUACCUGCCCUCCAUCCAGGCCCUGUGGGCUGACGUUGCCAUACAACACGCCUACGACAGACGCAGGGAGUUCCAGCUGGGUGAGUCGGUUAAGUACUUCUUGGACAAUGUGGAGAAGCUCGGGGAGCCGAGCUACAUCCCUUCCCAGCAUGACGUCCUGCUAGCCCGUAAGCCCACUAAGGGCAUUCAUGAGUAUGACUUUGAGAUCAAGAGUAUUCCCUUCAAGAUGGUGGACGUGGGAGGACAGCGCUCAGAGAGACGUCGGUGGUUUGAGUGUUUUGACUCUGUCACCUCCAUACUGUUCCUAGUGUCUUCUUCAGAGUAUGACCAGGUCUUGAUGGAGGACAGGCAGACCAACCGGCUGAGAGAGUCAUUGAACAUCUUUGAGACGAUUGUCAACAACCGAGUCUUCCUCUCAGUCUCCAUCAUCCUCUUCCUCAACAAGACUGACCUGCUGGAGGAGAAGGUCUUGAAUGUUUCGCUAAGUAAAUACUUCCCAGAGUACACGGGGCCGGACCACAGCCUGCCGGACGUCCAGAAGUUCCUAGUUGACUGUUUCCGGGAGAAGAGAAGAGACUUGACACAGAAGCCCCUCUACCACCACUUCACCACGGCCAUCAACACAGAGAACAUCCGCCUGGUGUUCCGAGAUGUCAAGGAUACUAUCCUUCAUGACAACCUCAAACAGCUGAUGCUCCAGUGAACUAUGACCUCCAGAGAGAACCUGAGCAAAACCAGCCUCUGAGAGGUCCCCAGAGAGGACUUAUUCUCCUGCCUAAAAGAGGACCUGAUUGAGGACCUCUCACCUUUAAAAGAGGACCUGCAAUAAACCAGACUUUAAGAGGACUUGGUUGAGGACACCCAUGCCUUGGGGAGGACCUUGACGUUCUACUUCUGUUUAGAUGUUUUUAUUUUGGUUUUUACUGCCCUGUGGUGAGUGGAUGGUCUAUAGACUGCUCUGAAGUCAGUUUGGCUAGGGACAUGAUUGAAUGCUGGAUACUAAGCUCUGUCCCUGGGUCAGUUUGAUGCCUACCGUGCUGUCAUAGCCCCUCUCCUUUCCACUGAUCUGUGUGACUAACUGAUGGAGAAACCAUAACGCCUUCAUACAACAUCUUAAUAACCCUUAAUCACUGUGUGUGUGCGUGCGUGCAUGUGUUAAUCUGUACUGAGCUAUUUGUGUAUACCUGUCUAGCCUUAGGUAUUUGCGUAAACUAUCAUUUAAUCAAUCAUGUCCUUGAUCACCUACAUUCCAGUGUGUGUGUGUGUAUACAGUUAAAUGUCUGCCUUCCUAUUCCCUGAUGGUUAACUUGUAAUUCUGCUGUAAGGACACACACACUUGCAGCAGGCUGGCGUGACGGUUAGCUAAUAUUGUUAUCUCAGGGUUGUAUGGAGACCAUUGUAUAAAUGUCAUUAUUGUGUCUGUAGUCUAUUGUCGAGACCCCUCAAAUUCAAAUCUGGCCCUUCAUUGCUUUUUUCAAUUUUCCCCUUCUAAUCAGGGACUGGUUUAGACCUGGGACAUCAGGUGGGUGCAAUUAAUUAUCAGGUAGAACAGAACCAGCAGUACUCCAUACCUCAUAGGGUAAUAUUUGAAUAACCCAUGUCUAUAUUGGAUACUCCAGGUUAAAGCUUUAGAUUCUUAGUUAAAUGUCUUCUGUGCGAACCUGUUCUUGGACGUAUUCUUUAGGCACGAAUUGGAAGAAACGGGCUGCAACGGGGAGGUACUAUCUGAACUUGUCCAAUAAGAAACGGCUGUUUUCUUUUUUUUCAUGGCACAAUGUUUUGAAAUGUUUUGCCACAGUGUGCCCUAAUGAAUACAACCCAGAAGAGCAGAGGGCUGUGUCUCAGACCCUGGGCUGCAUUCAUUUGGGGAGCAAAUGUUAUAUAACCUUCAGGUAGAGCCAUACAUGCGUGUUAAUUCCUAUAUGAACGUUCUAUAACGCCUCCCUCUCCUCCCCUCCCAUUGGUGCCCUUGUAAAGGGAUGUGUGUUGCGUUAGACGGCCUCUCUGGCCAUCUGUUUGAUGUUUAUAGUUGUACAGACUGACUCCAAUUUGUAGUUGAAAUGUUUUUGUUUCUUUCCUGUCUAUACUGUAACCUGUGUUGUUGAUGACCAUAGUGUGUGUGUAUACUGUCCUAAUGUGUAUAGGUAUGCUGACACUGUAAAAUCUGCCACCUUUAUAGUGCUGAAUGACAGCUUGAGGCUAACUCCAGAUCAGCGCUGUAACGUUUCUCUCCUGCUAAAUCACACUGUGCCUUCACCGUAUGUGUACAAGGAUCAACUGUGAUAGACACGUCAGCUCCGUAGCUAGAGGAAAACUGUCUUUCCACUGUCCCUCUCUGGCUCUGGCCUUGUACAUACUGACACCUGAUGCCUUAGUUGUAAUAUAAAACACUUGGUUUACUUUCAUGUGUAAAUGGUUGUUUAAAAAAUGGGCAGAUGAUUAUUCUCUGAUUGCUGUUUCACACUUUGCCUUGUCAUUGAACAGACUAUGGACAUGUUUCCUUUUUCUAACAAUCAGCGUUCUUCCUUGUUUAAUGCCACUUAAACCGUUAAAAUAAAACCAUAUUUCUUUA
Messenger RNA from Oncorhynchus masou masou (cherry salmon), 3169 nucleotides. RefSeq names its product guanine nucleotide-binding protein subunit alpha-13-like. The transcript is spliced from 6 exons. Gene Ontology annotation, molecular function: GTPase activity; G-protein beta/gamma-subunit complex binding; guanyl nucleotide binding. NCBI's taxonomy places the organism in Eukaryota, Metazoa, Chordata, Actinopteri, Salmoniformes, Salmonidae. Gene Ontology annotation, biological process: Rho protein signal transduction; adenylate cyclase-activating G protein-coupled receptor signaling pathway. The record is from RefSeq and is a predicted model, not a curated record. Gene Ontology annotation, cellular component: brush border membrane; heterotrimeric G-protein complex. Bases 167 to 1300 code for a protein of 377 amino acids.